Olea europaea var. sylvestris is the source of this 1250-nucleotide messenger RNA. RefSeq names its product peroxidase 72-like. Bases 54 to 1052 code for a protein of 332 amino acids. The record is from RefSeq and is a predicted model, not a curated record. The transcript has 4 exons. NCBI's taxonomy places the organism in Eukaryota, Viridiplantae, Streptophyta, Magnoliopsida, Lamiales, Oleaceae. Gene Ontology annotation, biological process: hydrogen peroxide catabolic process; response to oxidative stress. Gene Ontology annotation, molecular function: peroxidase activity; heme binding.
UCCUUUUAACACAUUUAAUUUUUCAUAGAGAGUGAUUAUUAAGGUUAAGAAAAAUGUCUCAGUUCAAGAACUUGUUCAUGGUGUUCACUAUAUUUGCAUUUGCACCUUUUUGUAGCUUCUGUUACAGCACCAAUGCUGGUUAUCUUUACCCGCAGUACUACGAUAGGUCAUGUCCACAAGCACAAGAAAUUGUCAAGUCCAUUGUUGCCAAGGCAGUAGCAAAAGAGGCUCGUAUGGCUGCUUCAUUGCUGAGACUCCAUUUUCAUGACUGCUUUGUCAAGGGGUGUGAUGCAUCUGUACUUCUGGACAGCUCUGGAACCAUAAUCAGUGAGAAGAGAUCAAAUCCCAACAGGAACUCAGCCCGGGGAUUUGAAGUCCUUGAUGAGAUAAAAUCCGCGCUCGAGAGAGAAUGCCCUCACACUGUUUCUUGUGCCGAUAUUAUGGCUCUUGCUGCAAGGGAUUCCACAGUUCUUACUGGUGGACCUAGCUGGGAAGUUCCGUUAGGAAGAAGAGAUUCAAGAGAUGCAAGUUUGAGUGGUUCAAACCAGAACAUUCCUGCUCCAAAUAACACAUUCCAGACUAUCCUCACUAAGUUUAUGCUAAAAGGACUUGACAUUGUUGAUCUAGUGGCAUUAUCUGGAAGUCACACCAUUGGAAAUGCAAGAUGUGUCAGCUUCAGGCAAAGGAUAUAUAACCAAACAGGAAAUGGGCAACCGGACUACACCCUGGACCAAUCCUACGCAGCCCAAUUGCGUACUAGGUGCCCACAAUCCGGUGGUGACCAAAACCUCUUUUUCUUGGAUUUUGUCUCCCCAACAAAGUUCGACAACAGCUACUUCAAGAAUCUGUUGAGUUUCAAGGGCCUACUGAAUUCUGAUGAAGUUCUGGUAACUAAGAAUCUGGCAUCAUUCGAGUUGGUCAAGAUAUAUGCUGAGAACAAUGACCUUUUCUUUGAGCAAUUUGCAAAGUCCAUGAUUAAGAUGGGAAAUAUAUCUCCAUUGACAGGAUCAAGAGGAGAAAUUCGUAAGAACUGCAGAAAGAUCAACAAUUGAAUGUUCUCAUGAAUGUGGUAGCUUGUCCGUACGUCUGUGUUUUAUUCAAUUUCUCAAUUUAUUGCUUUGAUUCAGAUUAAGUUUUCUAAAUGUUGCGUCAAUUUCUGUGGAAAUGUGGAGUGAUGUAAAAAGCUGUUUGUAUAUCCUAAUGAGAGUCCAUUGUCUGCUUCCACAAUUAUUUCACUAUGGUUCUCUUUA